Messenger RNA from Prunus avium (sweet cherry), 3136 nucleotides. NCBI's taxonomy places the organism in Eukaryota, Viridiplantae, Streptophyta, Magnoliopsida, Rosales, Rosaceae. The record is from RefSeq and is a predicted model, not a curated record.
CAAUAGCAACAAGACCAAAAGCCCAAAGAAAAUCAUACGACUCUCCCUCUUUUGGCGGGCUGUCGCUCCCGUCUCACUCUGCUCAGAACUCCAUGGUGCCCUACCAGCACUGACUCCAAUCCCCAUCAUUGAGCCGACCUCCUUCCUCUUCCCCUGUCUAUUUCUCCCAAAACACUCAACCUCGCCGAGUCUGCUUCUGUUUCACCCAAAAUCGCACAAAACCUCCUGUAAUCAGAGCUGUAUCGCAACCCAAUUCUCUAAGUUUUCUGAUUCCCUCCAUCGAGACCAUCACAGGGCCACUUCAUCAUGGAAAUGCAUUUUGAGAAUUCACUGUUGGGGUUGAAUUGCCUUUCACAAUCUGGAAAAUCUGAAUAAGCUGAGAAUAUAAGGUAUUGAAGAAGGUGAGUUCCAUCAGUUGACAUAAAACGUUUGGAGUGGGUUGCUACAGAUAACAUCUAAUAGAUUGGGGCAGCUUUUGGAUUCUAGCUGCAUACAACUUAUUUAGCUGUUACUUGGAUUGGUUUCUUCAAAGCGAACCAUAGAUGUAAGCCCAAAACAUCGGUCAAGGGGACAAGAGGGUCAGUUUAACUUGUGGGGUAUAAUGUGGGAUUUGAUUAUACUGUCAGGGUUAGGUUUUGUUCAAACCAACACUGUUGUCUUAAGUUUGGGCUUGUGCUAUACUACUCUCUCAUUUUCCCCAAAUUACUAAAUGAAGACACCUCUUUGAAAUUUGAAGGGGCAUUAAUCCAUAUUCCGGAGGCACAUGCUGCAAAUUUGGGCAAGCCAUGCGAUCAGUUCUUGCCUACCAUGAUAUUACAUACAGCAGAUACUUCUCCAGUGUAUGCCAUCGUCGUCUUCUCGUUUCAUCCCAAGGGGCCUUUCUCUAUCCCAAAUCCAACGCUUCAUACCUAAAAGCUGGAAACGAGGCACCACCCAAUUUGAGAAACCGUUAGCACUGUCUAUUUUCGAAACAGGUUCAGCAGUUGAUGAUUCUAUGAUAGAUUCUCUUCUUAUAUCCAUUAAGAACUAUGCAAGCGAGGGUAAUUUAUCCAGAGCAUUCAAAGCUUUCUCUCUUCUCAAGCUCCAUGGCUCUUCUGCCACUUCUUGUGACCUUAUCUUGCAUCCCAUCUCUUCUCUUCUUUUGUCUUGCGCCAACCAUAAAUCUUUCCCACAGGGUGAACAGCUUCAUGCACAUAUUGUCAGAUUGGGUUUUGAGCGACACCCCAAUUUGGUUUCCAAGCUGGUUACUUUUUACUCAAGCUUUAAUUUCCAUGUUGAUGCUCAUAUUGUCAUUGAGAAUUCAAAUAUCUUGCAUCCUCUACCUUGGAAUGUGCUCAUCUCUUCAUAUGUUAAAAAUGAACUUUUGGAUGAGGCUCUCUCUACGUAUAAACAAAUGGUCAAUAAGGGGGUUAGACCAGAUUGUUUCACUUACCCAUCUGUUCUCAAGGCAUGUGGUGAAAAAUUGGAUAUAGGGUUUGGGAGGGAGGUGCAUAAGUCCAUCAAUGCUAGUUGUCAGGAUUGGAAUUUAUUUGUGCAUAAUUCAUUGGUCUCCAUGUAUGGGAGAUUUGGGCUUGUGGAUGUUGCUCGUCACUUGUUUGACAAAAUGCCCACAAGGGAUGAGAUCUCUUGGAAUGCAAUGAUAUCUGGUUAUGCCUCCAAGGGCAUGUGGACGGAAGCAUUCGAGCUGUUUGGAAGCAUGCGGAUGGAGGGUCUUGGAGUUGAUAUCUUAACUUGGAAUACCAUAGCUGGAGGGUGCUUGAGGACAGGCAAUUUCAAGGGUGCACUUGAGUUGCUUUCUCAAAUGAGAAUCUGUGGUAUUUUAUUGGACUCGGUAGCAUUGAUUAUUGGUUUGAGUGCUUGUUCCCACAUUGGAGUCAUUAAGUUAGGGAAGGAGAUUCAUGGUUCUGCAAUUCGUAGUUGUUGGGAUGGCUAUGAUAAUGUUAAACAUGCAUUAAUUACAAUGUAUUCCAGGUGCAAAGACCUUAGGCAAGCCUAUGCUUUGUUUCAAUUGAUAGAAGAUAGAAGUAUAAUUACUUGGAACUCCAUGCUUUCUGGUUAUUCCCGCAUGGACCGAGCUGAGGAAGCUUCAUUCUUAUUUAGGGAGAUGUUGUGUUCUGGAAUUGAACCUAAUUACAUUACAAUUGCCAGCAUCCUUCCCCUCUGUGCUCGGGUAGCGAAUCUUCAACAUGGGAAGGAGUUCCACUGCUACAUCACAAAACGUGUAGUGUUUGAUGAUUAUUUACUUCUGUGGAAUGCUCUUGUGGACAUGUAUGCCAGAUCAGGCAAAAUUUUAGAAGCUAAACGAGUAUUUGAUUCUAUGUCUAAGCGAGAUGAAGUAACUUAUACUUCAAUGAUUGCAGGAUAUGGAGUCCAGGGUGAGGGAAAAGCUGCAUUGAAGUUAUUUGAAGAGAUGAACAUGUUACACAUCAAACCUGAUCAUGUAACCAUGGUUUCAAUUUUAUCAGCUUGUAGCCAUUCUCGUCUUGUAAUCCAAGGCCAAAUGCUUUUUGAAAAGAUGAUGAGUGUAUAUGGUAUAACUCCCCGUUUGGAGCACUAUGCUUGCAUGGUUGAUCUUUACGGGAGGGCUGGUCUAUUAAACAAAGCAAAGGAGAUUAUCACAAGGAUGCCUUAUAGGCCAACUUCUGCAAUGUGGGCUACUCUUCUUGGAGCUUGUCGGAUCCAUGGAAAUAUAGAUAUAGGGGAAUGGGCAGCCGAGAAGCUGUUGGAAAUGAGACCUGAAAAUUCUGGUUACUAUGUGUUAAUCGCUAACAUGUAUGCUGCUGCUGGUUGUUGGAACAAGCUAGCGAGAGUGAGGACUUUCAUGAGGGACUUGGGUGUGAGGAAGGCUCCUGGCUGUGCUUGGGUUGAUGUGGGCGAUGGAUUCUCCCUGUUUUUGGUGGGGGACACAACAAAUGAGCUGAGAAAUGACAUUUACCUUCUGUUGGAUGGAUUAACUGAGCUAAUGAAAGAUGCUGAUUCUGUUGUCAAUGAGGAUUUUAGUUCAGGUUAUGAUGUGUUUGAGUAGUAGUAUGGAAAAAAGGGAACUAAUUAUACUAAACAAAAGGAUUGCUAACAUAUCUCAUCUGAAUUGAUUUUGGUUCUUUUAUAUAGGUCAUCAAACAAAAAGUUUCUAUGC